Molecule: messenger RNA, 1587 nt
Organism: Aspergillus terreus NIH2624
Lineage: Eukaryota; Fungi; Ascomycota; Eurotiomycetes; Eurotiales; Aspergillaceae
Product: RING finger protein
Exons: 3
Coding region: 1-1587 (528 amino acids)
Biological process (GO): ubiquitin-dependent protein catabolic process; positive regulation of proteasomal ubiquitin-dependent protein catabolic process; protein polyubiquitination
Cellular component (GO): ubiquitin ligase complex; cytoplasm
Molecular function (GO): ubiquitin conjugating enzyme binding; zinc ion binding; ubiquitin protein ligase activity
Source: RefSeq, a predicted model, not a curated record
AUGGAGUCGGACGAGGAUUUCAUGAGCGUUGGCUCGAGCCCUGAUGACUUCAUGGAUCAGGGCAGUGAUGAUGAGAGUUUAGGUGACGAUUUCGGCGAUGACUUCGACGGUGGCUUCUCCAAAGACAAAGAUAUCAUCGCCACGUCACGAAAACCCUACGAGGUCGAAUUCAAGGUGUUGAGCCCCGAGGAUAUCGACCGGGAACAGAACCAGCAGAUCAGCGAAGUCUCCUCCGUUCUCAGCCUACCGCCCGAGUCCGCCGCCAUUCUCCUGCGCUUCGGACGAUGGAACCGCGAGAAGCUGAUCGAAUCCUACAUGGAUCACCCGGAGGACACGUUAGAGGAGGCCGGUCUCGGCACCAACUUCCAGGGCUCGCCGAAGACUGAGAAGGUGCCGGGGUUCAUGUGCGAUAUCUGCUGCGAGGACGGGGACGAUCUGGAAACCUACGCGAUGCGUUGCGGCCAUCGCUUCUGCGUCGACUGCUACCGACAGUAUCUCGCCCAGAAGAUCCGUGGCGAGGGCGAGGCCGCCCGGAUAGAAUGCCCCGGGGAGGGCUGUCAUAUGAUUGUGGAUUCGAAGUCGUUGAGUCUGUUGGUGACGAAUGAUCUGAAAGACCGAUAUAACACGCUUCUUACGCGGACCUAUGUCGACGACAUGGAGAAUCUCAAGUGGUGUCCGGCGCCGAACUGCGAGUACGCCGUCGACUGUCCGGUCAAGCAACGCGACCUGCGACGGAUCGUGCCGACAGUGCAGUGUGUCUGUCGCCACUUUUUCUGCUUUGGAUGUACGUUAAAUGACCACCAGCCGGCGCCCUGCACGCUGGUGAAGAUGUGGUUGAAGAAAUGCGAGGACGACUCGGAGACAGCCAACUGGAUCUCGGCCAACACGAAGGAAUGCCCCAAGUGCCAUUCGACGAUCGAGAAGAACGGCGGCUGUAACCACAUGACGUGCCGGAAGUGCAAGCACGAGUUCUGCUGGAUGUGCAUGGGCCUGUGGUCGGAGCACGGAACCAGCUGGUACAACUGCAACCGGUACGAGGAGAAAUCCGGGUCGGAGGCGCGCAGCGCGCAGGCGCGGUCGCGGGCGUCCCUGGAACGCUAUUUGCACUACUACAACCGCUACGCCAACCACGAGCAGUCGGCCAAGCUGGACAAGGAUUUGUACCUGAAGACGGAGAAGAAGAUGACCAGUCUGCAGUCGCAGUCGGGGCUGUCGUGGAUCGAGGUGCAGUUCCUGGACACGGCGUCGCAGGCGCUGCAGCAGUGCCGGCAGACGCUGAAGUGGACGUACGCGUUUGCGUACUACCUGGCGCGGAACAACCUGACAGAGAUCUUCGAGGACAACCAGAAAGAUCUGGAGCUGGCGGUGGAGAAUCUGAGCGAAAUGUUCGAGAAGCCGGUGCCGGAGCUGGCGAACCUCAAGGUGGACAUUUUGGAUAAGACGGCCUACUGUCAGAAACGUCGGGUGAUUCUGCUGAGCGACACGGCAGAGAACUUGAAAAAUGGUACGUGUGCCCGACGAGAAGCCACGGCUGAUGCGGAAACUGACUUUGACGCAGGAGAAUGGACUUUCAAUGUGGAAUGGUAA